GCGCCAAAAUUUUUUGACGUCUCGAACCAAAAAGCUGUGAUAUAACAAAGGGAAGAUAAUAAACAAACGAAAGUUUGUCGUCGUAAACGUCGUGAAAAGAGUUCGAAAUCCGAACAAAGGAACGACGAUUGUGAGAUGACGGACAAACAGGAUUGUCGAGACGAUCGCGACAUCCAUUUGAUAUCACAACAGCUUCGAUCGAUAACAACAGCCAAUUCUAACCUGCUCAACAGAAACGAGCCACUUGUAGUAUUAACAGAUUCGCCAACAAUGUCAAAAUUCAAAAACAGUCCAUCGAUGAAUUCGAUCAACGAAAACAAGAAGAAAUCAUAUCCGUUGGAAGACAGUUGGUUGCCGAACGAUUUACCGGGUAAGAAUUUGCCGGAAAAAAUUUUGUUUGUCAUCGACACAGUUCGGGAAGAAGAUAUUACACCGUUCGAACCUCGAGCUGGUGGCAAAUUCUCACCUCUUUACAUGAUUAAACGUGUAGUGGAAAUCUUUGUCAACGCAAAAUCUGGAAUUCAAUCGAAGCACGAGUACGCAUUGAUGGCGUUAAAAUCUGAUAGCGUUGCAUGGAUCAGCGAUUUCACCAACAAUAGAAAAACCUUUGCAGCGAGUUUGGAAAAAAUAGAAGAAGACCGUGUUCCCAAAGAAAACGAUUGUUACGAUUUGGGUCCAAGCUUCGAAGCUAUUUGUCAUCGCACCGAUAUGGCUGAAAAUUUAUCCUACCCUGAUACCAUUUCGAGAGUCAUCUUCAUUUAUACUCGUUCUCGGUCUAUACCAACUUUUCUAACUGGCAGAACGUACUUGGAUAAACUCACUCAAAAUUCACACUUUUAUCUUGAUUGUCUCUACGUUCAUGAACCUCUCAGCGCUAGCAACGACUGUCAAACCGUUUACGAUCAAUUAGGCAAUCUGGAUAUCAACCAAACUUCCUACAUCCUGGAAGUUGGCAGAAAUCUUGCACCCCUUCAUAACAACAUGGCAAAAUUAAUUGCCCAUCCGCUACAACGAGCCAAACAAGAUGAUUCUCCAUACAGUGUCUACAAUAUGGAAAAUUCUCAGGAUGGUCAAGCCAAUGGAUAACAAAUCAGUGUUGUGUUGAAAUAAUACAUUAUUAUAUUCGAGGACUCGUAACAUUGUGUUUUUCUUCUGCUGUAUUGUCACAUUUUCUUUGUCUAGUUUGUGUACAUAUGUAAGUACAUUAAUUAAAUAAGAAUUCAAUUUUUA
Venturia canescens is the source of this 1230-nucleotide messenger RNA. RefSeq names its product BRISC and BRCA1-A complex member 1-like. The coding region runs from base 136 to 1086 and encodes 316 amino acids. The record is from RefSeq and is a predicted model, not a curated record. Gene Ontology annotation, biological process: positive regulation of DNA repair; double-strand break repair; mitotic G2 DNA damage checkpoint signaling. Lineage: Eukaryota; Metazoa; Arthropoda; Insecta; Hymenoptera; Ichneumonidae. The transcript has a single exon. Gene Ontology annotation, cellular component: nuclear body; BRISC complex; BRCA1-A complex.